Spinacia oleracea (spinach) is the source of this 810-nucleotide messenger RNA. RefSeq lists its product as uncharacterized. The transcript is spliced from 2 exons. NCBI's taxonomy places the organism in Eukaryota, Viridiplantae, Streptophyta, Magnoliopsida, Caryophyllales, Amaranthaceae. The record is from RefSeq and is a predicted model, not a curated record. The coding region runs from base 1 to 810 and encodes 269 amino acids.
AUGCAGCUUGUUAACUCAGUGUUGUUAAGUUUGCAUAUGUAUUGGGCUCAGAUAUAUGUGCUUCCAAAAAGUGUUCCACAAGAUAUAGUGAAGAUAUGUAGAGCCUUCCAAUGGAGUGGUCAUGCUUUCAGUCAUAAACCAAUCAACAUAGCUUGGGAUAAGGUCUGUAGUGACAAGCAAACUGGAGGUUUGGGGUUUAGAGAUGUUCAGAUUUGGAAUAUUGCAUUUAUGGGAAAAUAUGUAUGGGCUUUAGUCAAGAAGCAGGAAAAUGUUUGGAUCAGGUGGAUCAAUUCAGUUUACUUAAAGGAUGGGGAUUGGUGGGAGUAUCAGCCUGACUCUUCUGCUAGCUGGUACUGGAAGCAAGUUUGUAAUACAAAGGAGAAACUAAAACAGUUUUUUACUCUUGCAGAGUUUGAAAACAUGCCUCAGUAUUCAGUAAAACAAGUGUAUGAGAAAUUAGUUGGGAAUAAGCCAAGGGUGCAUUGGGAUAAAAUGUGCCAGUAUAGUAGGCAAAUUAUUAUAGCAGUUCAUCAGUGGAUUGGCUUCUCUAUUCAUGGCAAUUUGGUUCAGUUACUCAGGAAAGCUGGACAAAGUAGAGCUUCAAGGUUCAGGAAGCAAGUUUAUUUUGCAGCUAUUGGUGCUGCUGUCUAUCUGAUCUGGAAAUGUAGAAACACUAGUUUUUGGGAUAGUACCAUUCCCACUGUCAGUCAUAGUGUGAAGACUUUGAAGCAGAUGGUUAAGAGCAGAAUUCAAGUAGUUUUGCCAAAACAUGUAAGCAAGAGGGAUAGUGACUGGUUUACAACUUUGUAA